AUAUGGAGAACGAAGUCUCCAUCGAUGGCUGCAAAGGGUAUGUCAUUAUGAUGAUUGUGUAUGCUUGAGUUGGGGUUCUUACUCUCUUGGUCCAACUCUGGUAUUCAGUCAAGUUUUUAAAAUUUUAUGGCUUUAAGAACAUAAUAGUAAGCAUUUUUAUGGGUUUUCUGACUUUAUCCAUCGUUUGAGAUAUUAUUUAUGGAGCAGCACAAGCAUAUUUUUGAUAUUUACAAGGAUGACUCGGCAAUAAAUAUUAUUGAUUGGGUCAUUGGACUAACUGGAUAAAUUAUUUUAUGUACAUGAGCACGAUUAUAGUACUUUCGUUCACAUACAUUUCGCAAAUACUCAGGUUUAAAAACAGAGAAAGACGCAAGAAACGUAUUUACAGCAUUGUCCUAUGGUCAACCAUGCUUUUCAUUCUACUGGUGUGAACCAUUAUAUUUAUUGUUGAUGGUGUGCAAACAUGAAGGAAACACCCCAAAAACAUUAAGAUAUUCUCAACAGGGAUUCUAGUUAUGACAGGAUUAAAUAUGCUAACUGGUCUCUUCUUUAUGUUCACUUUGCUCUGCUUCUACAGAGCUCUUAAGAAGGUCGACAAAAAUACCAACGGUGUAAAAUUGAGCAAAUAAACUCAAAUGAAGAUUAAUUAUUAGUAUUGCAGUCGUUGUUUUUGUCUUUGAAACCAGAAGUGGCAUUAUUCUAGUGGGAAGCAUCACUGAUUUUUUAGAUAUAUGGGAGGGAGAAGCUUUGAAACAUAAUAGAACCUGGUAUGUUAUUUACACCUUUUGAUACUAUUUUAUAUUGAGUCUGAUUCCAACAAUGGUUCAAAUCUAUCUUAUCAAAUUGAGUUUAUCUACAACUCCAAGAAUCAGCAUUAGAGUAGAUGGCUAUCAUUGACAAUCAGAACCUUUGAUUUUCAAUAAUUCUGGAGUAUCCCUCAGCAAAGAGAGUGAAUCAUUUAAAACAGAGGAUUUUAGAGAAAGUCAAUAUAAUACUUCCUAAGCUUUGAUUAGUUUUCAACUCUAUUCAAACUCUUUGAACUCAAAAAUAAAAUUCACAUAAAUUCACAUGCUUUUACCUUCAAAUCCUAAUUCUACUUAAAACCUCUAACCUUUGCUUCUCACCAAAACACCCACCUCAUCCCCUUCCUCUCAGCCACCCAGACCCUCAACCCCCUAAUCCCAAACCCCCUAAUCCCAAACCCUCAACUCCCACUCAAAAAUCCCUACUUCCCCUAACCCCUUUCCCCUUGUUCCUCCCAAAUCCACUAAAAUCCCCUCAUCACUAAAAUUCCCCGUUCAAAUUUCAGAAUUUUCUAAGUAAUCCUUUAUACAAUUAGGAAAAUUGGCUUAUUUGUACUGGAUUUGGAGAAGGAAGAAAAAGAGGUGGAUGACUGGGGAGGAGGGAUUUUGGGAUGGACUGGGGGAAUGAGGAGGUGGGGUUUAGACUUGAGGUGUAUUGUGGGAGGGUUGUAUUCUUGGGGUGUGGAUGGAGGGAAUGCUUAUGAAUGGAGAUGAAAUGUUUAGUUGGUUGAGUUAGAUUAUAGUUUGCCGGAAGUAACCUAUGGUUUGGUAUUUAUCGAGCAAACUUGGGAACUUGUGAUGGAGAGAUCUUUGUUGAAAUAAAUAUUAUAAAUGGGAUUAUCGCUUUAGAAAUUCUUGGUAAUUUCUCUCUUUGUAACAACAGUUGUUUGAAAAUAUGCAGUAUUGGACGAAUUUGUAAGAGGUCCUAAAUUUGCAUAUGAUUUGCAAAUUCACAGAAUAAACAAGUUCUCUAAUAUCUCGCUAUCAGCCAUAAAAGUUCUCAGGCAUGCGAACCUGGACUUUACAGAUCUGAAAUUUUUUAAUUUUCCAUUACCCCAAAUAUUGCAAGUAGCAUGGUUUGCAUUUAAACAACUAUUUAAUUGUCGAGAUUAUGAUUGAUCUAAGCUUG
Messenger RNA from Moneuplotes crassus, 1932 nucleotides. The record is from the annotation of a GenBank genome assembly. NCBI's taxonomy places the organism in Eukaryota, Ciliophora, Spirotrichea, Euplotida, Euplotidae.